Molecule: messenger RNA, 10412 nt
Organism: Schistosoma spindalis
Lineage: Eukaryota; Metazoa; Platyhelminthes; Trematoda; Strigeidida; Schistosomatidae
Source: the annotation of a GenBank genome assembly
AUGCAUCCUUGUCAUAAUUCCUCGUCUAUGUUAUCUCCACCUACUGUCACUACUUUUCAUUCAUCCCAGUCAUUAAGUUCAUCUCAAUCAGCAUAUCAUCAGUCCUCAACACAUGAUGUGUCCAAGCCAAAUUCAAAUGAGCACUACAACUUGGCUCAUAGUCGACAUCAUCUUUAUCAAAAUGUGAUUCUUCCUAGCCCAUCUAUACAACGUUUUCCUAAUUCAUCAAGCAAUCACUUUACUCACUUUUCGCAAUCCCAUAUCCGAACAACUACUUCAUAUCCGUCUUAUGACUGUUAUCGGAACAAUUCUACACAUUUUCAACCGAAUAGUAGUAGCGGUUUGCCUAUUAUGGGCUAUCCAAUUGAACUCAAUUCUACAAAAAAUUAUGUUGUAUAUGAGACUAAAAAUGGUCCAACUCAAUCAAUAAUGAAUAAUACUGAUGAAACAUUACAAUACACUAAUCCUUCUGUAAUAAUGAAUAUUCAAUCACAAAUUCCACAUUCCCAAUAUCGUGAAGUCAGUCGUCAACCUUCUAAGCGUUCUCGGCCACCGCCACCACCUCCACCGCCUCGUAGUGGUAGUUGGAUCGGUAAAAUAUCAGUUUCAACACCUACAAUAAAUGAUAAUACAACGAGUCGACCAUGUAUUCAGUAUGAUCAUGAACUACCAUCUUCAUGUACUCAAAUCAAAGUGAACACAUUCUCUGAUAACCCUAUUACUACUCAGUAUACGAACCAACAAUCAUAUAUUAGUCAAACGUUCCAUACUAGUCCUUAUAGCAAUACACAUUCAUCACUUCCAAAUGGUUCCAUUGGAUUAAAUUCAUACUCAAACUUUAAUAUAAAAAAUCAAUCAUCUACUGAGAUCAACUAUUCAAUUGAUAAUUCUCACACUGAUAUACCAAUCCCAAAAUGUUCUAUCCAACAAGAACAUCAACAUAGAAGACAACAACAACAACAACAACAAUCAUAUCAACAAUAUCAAAAUCAAUCUAUCACAAUAUCAUCAUCCUCUAAUAGUGAUAAUUAUCAACCAUUGACAUCGACAAUUAAUUCUUUAAUGAAUAAUACAAUAAAUCAUAAUUCCAAUGAACAACGACAACAGCAAAAUUGUCAAUAUUCAUCCAAACAAUUAUUUAUAAGUAGUAGUAAUAGUAGUGGUAGUAGUAGUAGUAGUUGUAAUAAUAAUAAUAAUAAUAAUAAUAAUAAUAAUAAUCGUCAAGAUGUAAUUAAAGCAUUACUUAACUUAUUAAUAUGGCAUCAUCCAGAAACAAAUUUUACUGAAAAUAUGAAUCCAUCAGAAAUUUAUACAUUUCAUACAUUUUUAUUAAAUUGGUUAACUAAAAUGGAUUCAAUGAAUUGUAUACAAAAUAAUUCAAUAAAGAUAAAUACAAAUAUAUAUAUAGCACAAUUUUCACGUCGUAUAUUAACACAUUUAAUAAGAAUAUUAUAUAGUGAUACAGUUUAUGAAGAAGAAAUUAUAACAGAUAAUCAAACAAUUAAAGAUACUGAAGAUACUGAAGAAUAUACAAUUAAUACAUCAAUAAAUGAAAAACAAGAUCAUAUGAAUCAUGAAGAUAAUAAUAAUAAUAAUAAUAAUAAUAAUAAUAAUAAUAAUAAUAAUAAUAAUAAUAAUAAUAAUAAUAAUAGUAAUCAUUACUUGGAAUUUCCUUCAUUAUUUAAUUCUAAUCCUAAUGAAUUCAAUACAUCAUUGGGUUAUUCAUAUGGACAGAACAAUUGGACAAAAAUCGAUGAUAACACAUUGGAGAAAACUUCCUGUUUAACAAACUAUACAAAUACAUCGAUUAACAAUGUUAACAAUAAUAGUCUUAUUAGUAAUAACAAUAAUUUCAGUAAAAUUAAUUUAACUGAUUCUAAAAUUCUACCACCGAAUACAUCUUUAAUGGAAUUGAAAGCUGCUGCUAUGGAGGCAAUUCAAAAACUUGCUCCAUUAUGUCAACCAGAUUCAAAAUUAUAUGGAAGAGAUAUGGGAAUUAUUCAGUUGUUAACUUCUAUUCAUAGUUACAGUUUAAAUUUAAGUGAACGUAUCGCACAGACGAAUAAUAAUAAUAAUAAUAUCAAUACUGGUGAUAACGUUACUACUACUACUACUACUACUACUACUACUACUACUACUACUACUACUACUACUACUACUACUAAUAAUAAUAAUAAUAAUAAUAAUAAUAAUAAUAAUAAUGCAAUGUUGAAUAUAGAGUCAUGUACUGUUUGUCCAGUUGCUGAAGUUGCUGCUUUAGUUCGUUUAUCAUUUGAUUCAAUGCAUCGAAAUGCUAUUUGUGAAUUAGGUGGAGUACACGCUUUAAUUUCUUUAUUACGCAUAGAACAAAUGAUGUGGUCAGAGUAUAUGAAUUCAUAUAAUAAUAAUAAUAAUAAUAAUAAUAAUAAUAAUAAUAAUAAUAAUAAUAAUAAUAAUAAUAAUAAUAAUACUAACAAUAAAACAUUAUUACUAUUAUCAUCACCAUUAUCAUCAUUGAUACAUAAUCAAAAUGUUGUCACAUUACUAGAGAAUAGUUUAGCAUUAAGACGAUAUAUAUGUAUGGCUUUAACAAAUUUAACUUAUGCAGCACCAGACAAUAAAGCAUUUAUUUGUAGACGUUUAGCUAAUUUGGAAGCAUUAUUAGCUCAAUUAGAAACAGGAAAUGAAGAAUUGAAACAGGUAUCAGCCAGUGUAUUACGCAAUCUCAGUUGGCGUACAGAUAGUAGAAGUAAAGCUGCACUUCGUCGUGUCUGUGCUGCUAAACGUUUAACUAUAGCUGCUAUGAGUGCACAACGAGAAAGUACUUUACGGACUACACUCAGUGCACUAUGGAAUCUUAGCGCUCAUUGUUCUCAGAACAAGCGAGCGGUAUGCAGUGUGGAUGGUGUAUUUGCAUUUCUUCUAAGAAUGUUACGUCUUCAAAACCCUCUGCAAAAUCUGGUAAUUAUUGAAAAUAGUGGUGGUAUUUUACGUAAUAUAUCCACAAUUAUCGCUUCUCAUGAUGAUUAUCGGUUUAUACUUCAUCAAAAUAAUGGUUAUCCAAUCCUAUUGGAACUAUUGCGUAAUCCACCAAGUUUAACAGUUGUAGUAAAUGUAUGCGGAACAUUAUGGAAUUUAACAUGUUCUUCCAUCAAUAAUGUAAACACUAUUCCAAUUAGUAAUGGUAACAACAGUAACUCUACUACUAAUAAUAAUAGUAUCAUCAAUAGUUAUAAUGAUCGUUUGCUUCUUUUACACUUGGGUGCAUUAGAUUUAAUACAACAGCUAACUCAAUCCAAACAUGAUUUAAUACGUACUAGUUCAUUGGCUGUCUAUCGUAAUCUAAUACAGACAGAUAAACCUGCUAAUCAGAAACAUUUGAUUCCACCAAUAUAUAAUUCAGAUCAAGUUAAUUCACAAGAAAAUCAACUCAGUGAGUCAUCAUCGACGGUAACAACUGGUAUGACCAUAAAUUCUCAUGAACAUCACAUGGUAAGUAAUGAGAAAAAUGCGUGCAGUACUACUGAUGGUCGUAGUAGUGGUGGUGAUACAUACUAUAAUGUCAAUAAUUCAGAACAGACAAGUGGAGAACAACAACAACAACCAACUUGUAAACGUCGUGUGUCAUCAAGAACAUCUAGAUUUCGUUUUGGUCUAUUAUCUGUAGUAUUUGAAGCGGAAAGUGACGAUGAACUAGACGAUGAUGUUGAUGAUGAUGAUGUAGAUGAAACUGAAGAUGAAGUAGAGGUGGAAAAUGAAGUGGAUGGUCACACUACUGAACAAAAUGACUGUAUUAAUGAAUACAAUGAACAGGUUGAAUAUGAGCCAAAUAACAACCUAUGCUUAUACUACCGAGGUGGAAUACCUAUCAAUGACCAUCCUAACUAUAGAGAUAUCACUGUGAAAACAUCAAGUAAUCGGAAUUCAGAAAGCUUAUGUGAUUCUCAAAUUCUGUUACCUGAAUCGACUAAUCAUCAACAUUUAUCAAAUUGGUACGAUGAAAUAAAUUGUCAUGGACAUCAUCAAGUUAAUCGUAGUGCUAAUACGGUCGUUGAUGCAGGUGCAGAUGAUGAACAAACAUGUGUCUAUGCUGAAGAAGGUACACCUUUUCCAUCGAAUUCAGCAACUGCAUCAUCUUUGGAGUUGAAUAGAUCUGAUGAACAGUUUUUAAUGAAUAAAGCAAAUACUAAUUUCAAUACUGUUAAUGAUGUGCAUAUAAAUCAUAAUAAUAGUAACGAUAACGAUAAAGUACAUAGUAAUGUCCCAAUAUUGAUCUAUCGAAAUGAUCCAAUUCCUCAUGUUUAUGCUAUCGAGGGUACACCAUCGAACUGCGAUAGUAGUUUAAGUCAUGAGGAUAGUAUAAAUGGUAAUGAAGUUCAAUUGAAUACAAUGGGAUUCAAUCGCCCCCAAAAAAUGAAUUUUCUAACUCAUUCCGAUAUUGUCAAUGAACAGGAGGAUAAUGCCUACCUGCCCUCACCACCAGAAGAUAUCUCGAAUCUUGUCUCUCCAUUAACAUCAAUGAAUUUAGAAGUAGAAAGUGAUCAAUGUGUAACUUGUCAUUUCCCUAUGCCACCUCCACCAGCAUCUUUUCCAGUAGUUCGUAAAGAAUCUGAACUGAUUGAUAGACAAAGUGAAUUAUUCUCUUCUAAACAAACACCAUUAGUAUUCUCACGAGGUACAUCAUCAUGUAUAUCUUCGUUAGACUUAGAAGUUCCAUUUAACGAAUAUCAGUCAUCACCGGAAAGUGAAUAUUCCAGUCAACAAAAAAGUAGUAAUAGCAGAGAGAGAAUAAGUAGUGAAUUAAUGUCAAUUAAUCGUAAUGACGAAGAUAACGGUCGUAGUAGUAGUAAUAGUAGUAGUAGUAGUAAAAGAAAUAGUCAUUUCAGAAAUAUAAAUCAUCGUCAAAAUUGUGAUGGUGAAUUAUAUGAGACAGAUAGUUGUCCUGAUGAAGAAGAUGUUCGAUUGCCUUUCGCUGAAGAAGGUACACCCCCACCUCCAAAAGAUGAUACAGAAAAUUUGAAUACUUUGUAUUUUCAUCAUUCACAUUCUUACAACCAAUCUGAUAUGAACAGUAAUUUGAACAAUGAUUGUGAAGUGAAUGAUGUUGUUGAUGAUGAUGAUGACGAGGACGAAGACAAUAAUGACAAUAAUAAUCAUUCACAAAUACUACAACAAUGUAUAGCAUCUGCAAUGCCAUCAAAUAUUCCUUUUAAUGUAUUAACAGGUCACAAAUCAUCGAAUAUAAAUUUUACUAACUCACCAUCAACAAGUAUUCUUUACAAUGAACCAGAAGAUUCUUUAAAAACAUUUGCUGUAGAAGAUACACCAUUUGGGACUUCAACGAAAACUAGUUCAUUAAAUGAUUUAAUCAUAACAGAACAUAAACCAUUAGAAGUCGAAGAAGAAGGAGAAUGUGAGGAAGGUAACGAACUAAUGGUUGAUAGUGAAUUGAAUUCUAAUUCCGCAUCAUCAUUCAAUAUACAAAUAUCUAAUCAUCACACAAUAAAGCAUGCUGCAAAGAAUUUAAUCAAACAAUGUCAUACAGAAAAUGUUGCUGUCAGUCAUGGUGAUGGUAGUUCAUCAACAUCAAGCUCUUUGAAUGGUGAUAAUUCAUCAGAUUUAUUAUCUGAAGUAAUACAAUCCGCUAUGCCAAAAUCUGGUCAAAUUAGAUUAACUAAUUUUUGUUCAGUAAUUGAUCAAUCAUCGUCAAAUGAUGAUUGUUUGCAAACGUAUGCCAUUGAAGGUACUCCAUGUGUUGUUGUUAAUGAGAACUUAUUGUCAAGUUCAUCUUCUCUUCGUCAUGAUGAAAUAGGUAUUCAUUCAGCAUUAUUACCAACAAAAACAACAACAACGGAUGCAAUAUUAAUGACUUCUAAUAUGUCUUUAACUCUUGCAUCGCCAUCAUCAUUGUCAACUGUUCCAUGUCAACAAUCGAAUACAACUCCUCCGAUUCCACCACUUCGUACAACAUCUGCAUUAACUAGUAUUGCAGAUCCAUUUACUCAAGUUUCUGGUUUAACAAGACCACGUGCAACAGUUGCACCAAUGUUACAAAGUAAAUGUCAUUCAUUAAAUUCACCUAUUGUUUCUCGUUCUCAAAAUAUAUCAGAACAAUCGUCCAAAUCGUGUUUAAAUCAGAAUGAAAAUGGACAACAGAAUAAUGAUAGUAUACAUUUACCGAAUUCAUCAAUACCAUCGUCAUCAUCAUCUCCGUUUCAGUAUACCGUUGGUGACAAAGACGACGUUAGUUCUUUUUCUUCAUUACUCAGUAUUGAAUCAGUUGGUAUGGAACAUUCGUUAUUGCAAGAAUGUAUAUCAUCAGCGAUGCCACGUCCAAAAUCAAUAUCAAUGCUUCGUAAACAGCAACAUUGUCAACAGAAAAAACAAACGUGUCAGCAGUCAUCAUCUUCAAUAUCAUCAUCAUCAUUGUCAUCGUCGUCUUCAUCGUCAUCAUCACAACAGCAACAACCAUCAAUAUCACCGGCAUUAAAUUUGGACUCAACGGAGCAUGAAUCUACAAGUCCUUUUGAAAACAAUAAUGUUAAUAACAAUAAUAAUGAUAAUGUGGAUUAUUGUAAAUCAAGUAACCAUGAAGAAGCGAUUAAUCAUUGUCAUACAUCAUUAUCAUCGUCAUCAUCAUUACCGUUAUCUAAAAUACGUCCGUAUAGAGAUUUAUCUGUUUACAAAGUACCGACAACUUUAUCAUGUAUAUCAGCAAAUCCCAGAGCUCAGUAUUCACAAGAUGGUAGUAGUAGUAGUAAUAGUAGUAGUAUUAGAAGUAAAAUUAGUAGUAGUACUAAUAAUAAUAAUAGAAACCUCUCUCUGAAAAAGUCUAAAAUACCUGGUCAUAAUUUGAAUAAUACUGCUGUUGCAAAGUCGAGUAAUAAUAAUAAUAAUAAUAAUAAUAAUAAUAAUAAUAAUAAUAAUAAUAAUAAUAAUAAUAAUAUCACUGCACAAUCUUUUAAUAAGGGCGCUGGUACAAUACAUUUUUUAGAUCAUGGCUCCGACGAUGCACAACAACAUCAACAAGAAACUUCGUAUCAGAAUGUGAAUCCAGCGAUAAUGAAUAAUGCGAUAACACUUAAACAUAAUCAUGCAUCUACUGGAGCGUCUAUCACUUCUACUACAAGCACUACUGUUGUCACUGUGAAUUGCAGUAGCAACAGUAAGAGUAAUAGUAUUAUUACUUAUAAUCAGAUAAAGCAAAUUCAAAUGACUAACAAAGUUAAUUGUGCAUCAAUCGGAGCAGAUAUCACAAAAGCUACAAAUCACAAUGAUUCAAAAUUGUCCUUAAAAUAUAGUAACAAUAGUAGUAGUAAUAAUAAUAAUAGUACUGAAGAUGUAUAUCGACAUUAUGAACCUCGUCAUAUUACAUCAACUUCCAACAAAAGUUCAUUACCAUUAAAUAAAACCAAGUCUGGUUUACGAGCACCGUCAUCGAUUGUAUCUAAAUCAUUUGUUUCAAUGAACAAUAAUAAUUAUUCAAUAAACAAACAAGUUAUUGAUAUCAUUAAUGUACUUGAUGCGAAAGAUAUCAGUGAACUACUACAAAAAGGUGCCGAAACUGUUGUUUCAGAUCUAAUGAAAUCAUGUGACAAUGAUAUCAAUGAAAAACAACAUGAUUCUAAUAAUAAAUUAGUAACUGAUAUCACUAUUCCUACUGGUAAUAAUAAUAAUAAUAACUCUCAAUCAGAUAGUAAUGCUUCCAGUUUAGAGCUUUUAUCAAAAUUCACCGACUUGGAACAGUCUAUUCCCUUCGAUAAUGAUGAUGAUAAUAAUAAUAAUAAUGAUAAUAGUAAUACAAAGGCUACUACUACUACUACUAAUAAUAAUACUACUACUACUACUACUACUACUACUAAAUCAAUGAAAUUGAAUAAUUUUUCACCAUCCCCUACAUGCGUUACUAGUCAAAUAUCAAAUCAAACAUCUUCUACAUCCAAUAUUCAAUCAGUGAAAUAUUAUGGUCCUCAUCAAUUGUCAAAUAGAAAAUUAAACAAUUCAAAAUUCACUAACCAUACUACUACUACUACUAAUACUACUACUAAUAAUAAUGUGUAUGGAUUAGAAAAAACUGUAGUGUCACCUAUUUCUAAACAAUUUUCUUCCAAUAAAUUAACCACUAUUAUGAAUAAUCAGGUUGUUAAUGGUAACAAGAAAAACAAUCCAAACAUUCGAAAUAGAAUUCAAUCUAACCAUAUAAAUUAUACAAAUUCCUCAAUUAGCAAUGAUAAUCCUGUAUAUAAAUACAAAAAGAAUGUUAUACAUCCUAUUAAAACAAUAAACACUAUACAUAAAACUACAAAUAAUAAUCCAUCUAAUAAAAAUACUACUAAAAAUUCCACUAAACAUAUUAUCAAACAACAUCAACAAUAUCAUCGUAUUGCAAUGACAGAACCACCAUCGGUACAAGAUCAUUCUUUAACUAAUAGUCGUUCAGUAUCUGCUGCAAGUUCAAUAUCUAAUUUAAAGUCAAUCAAUUCAUUAAAUAAUGAAAUUAAUAUUCAACCUCCACCUAGUAGUAAUAAUAUUCCUAAAGCUACUAGUAUUCAACAAAUAUCUAUGGAAUCAGUUUAUGCAGCUCUUAUUAAACAGGAUAAAUCAUUGAUAAAUCAACAUUUAUCAAAUUGUCUAACUAAUACAAUAACAAAUAAUAAUACUCAUAAAUAUGCUAGUAAAACUCUAAAUCCUGGAUUAUAUACAAAAAAUACAUUUAGUCAUCGAUCAUUGAAUACAAUUGGUCGUUCAAAUCAUUCUACUGAACGUCUUACCUCAGUUGAAGAAGGAAUACCAUUAACAAUAAAAUUACAACAGUCUAAACAUAAUUAUUUACUUCAGAAAUCGAAUGAUUAUAUGCCUAAUAGCUUGCCUUGUAGAAAUUCCACUAUUAGUUUAAGCAGUAAAACAUCUGAUAGUACACUGUCAACAACAACAACAACAACAACAACAACAACAACAACAACAACGACAACAACAACGGAAUCGAUUGGAUCUGGUACAAUUUCAAAAAAUGAUAAUAACAUACAAGCAUCAGAUGUUCCUAAACCUAUUCGUGGUGGACGUAAAUCUUUAAUAGGACGGAAAAUCAGUCCAUCAACUGCUAAUAUGUCAAAUAAUGGAAUACCUAUUGCUGUGAAACCAAUAUCAGCUGUUAAACCAACACCACAUUCUCUAUUGAAUAAUAAUAAUAAUAAUAAUAAUAAUAAUAAUAAUAAAGAUGACAAUACCAAAGUCUGUAUAGAUAAAUUAAAAAAAUCAACCAUUGAAACUUCAGUUGAAUCGGAUAUUAUUCAUAAUAAUGAAGUGAAAUCAUCAAAACACAUUCAUGGUUAUACAAAGUGUGAAUAUGAACAAGAUUACCGUAAUUACGAUAAAUCUAUUCCAGGUAAUAAUAAUAAUAAUAAUAAUAAUAAUAAUAAUAAUAAUAAUAAUAAUGGUAAUGAUGAUGAUGAUGAUAAUAUUAAUGAAAAAUUGGCAAACACACCUCCUGGAAUGUGGAUCAUUCGUGAAGAUCUAGACGUAGUUAUUAGUGAUUUCCACUAGAUGGUUUGUUUUAAUGAAUAAACAAAAAAAUCAACCUUACAAUUACUGAUCUAUUAUCAAUAGUAAAAAAGAAAAAAAAAAGGAACAAAUACUUUAUAUUGUACACCGGUUACUACACAUUAUUCCUCUACUUUUCACAUUUUAAAUGUAUGCUUUUUCUAUACUACUUUAUUUGUAUUUUAGUAGUUUAAAAUAUUUGACUGCAUUUUUCAAUCAUUAGAUUAAUGCUAAUAUUACAAAACUAAUUGAAAUAAUAUAUCAUUUUCUUUAUCUAUUAUUUUAACUUACUAUCAUCAUUAUUCAUUUCUCUUUUAAACGUAUCUAAUAUUCACUCGCUUUAUGCAAAAAAAAGCAAAACAAAAAUUCCAAUUGAUCUAUUUAUCAUUCUAAACAGGUAGGGUACCAUUUCAAGAAAAGGAAUCUAUGCAUGAACGAGAAUUCCUGUAACCUUUUUAACAUACGCUAUGUUCAUGUAUGACAAGCUUCUUUUCUGUAGCUCUUUUACUUUCCAAUAUUUAUGCUACUUGUAAGUAGUAUAUAUAUAUAUACAUAACGUAUUAAUGAAUCCAUUAUCGAUUUGUACAUAACCUGAAAUCUUUCUUUUCGUCUUGCACAUUCAUGGAUCUUUGUUCAUAGAUAGUGAAUUUUUGCUUUCAUUCAAUAUAUUUAUGUUUAUAUUUAGUAUGAUCAUAUUAUUAAUAACAAAUGAAUUCAAUUAAACCAAUAAGGAAUCAUAUAUAUUUGCUUGUAACUUCCAUUUGAAAUUAUAGCAUUUAUGUGAAUAGUUAAUCAUAAAUUUUCUAUCAUUAUAUGAUAGUAUUAUCGUAUAUUAGUAGUUGUUCUUCUGCUUUUUGCUGAUGUUUCAUUUUAAUAUAUUUCGUUUCUAUUCA